GGGGAAUUUUGCUCCCUGUUUAUGUUUAGUUAUGUAAAACUCAAAGUAGUAUGGGGUUUCUUCAGAGAGUGAAGUUUCCACAAGCCACUUGCCCGUUUACAACGAAGAAACGUAAUACAGUGAGGAAUAUAUAUAAGAAAGACGUAGUUGAUCUUGAAGAGUAAGGAGCAAAAAAUACUAAAAAACAUGGCUACAAAGCUUGAUUGGGGGGCUGUCAAAAAGGACCCCGUGUCUUUCUUAUUCAAACUGCUUCAAAAGGAGAGGAGUGCUGUACCACCUUCAUUUGAAUAUACUCGGCCAGACAAUGUUCAGUUCCAGUGCUCUAUGAGACUUGCUGACAAAUCAGUAUUUACAGGCAAGCCCGCUCAAUCAAAAAAACUGGCAAAGAGAAGUGCCUGUCUUGAAUACUUGAACUGGAUGAAGAGCGACGAUACAUCAGACACGUCGGCCAAUCAACCCGGCAGCCUUCCCGUCUCGCAAGAUUUUUUGAAAAAAGAAGCGCAGGACAAUCUGAUUAUGUUAGACAUGCCACCUUGUACUGAGGAACGCAACGAACAAGCUUCAAUAAAAUCCGAAGAGCAAGCAUUCACAAAUGCGAAUCAACAACGCGAAAUUGUCCCAGACGCAUCACAUUGUUCCUUAGCAAUAAAAGUUUUUAAAACUUUUGAGCGGGAAUUUGGAAUGCUCGACGUUUUGCAAGCAUUUCUCAUAUCAGCGGGAUACAACAGUAAAGUGUCCACACAGUUUAAGACAGACGAAUCCGGUAAAGGAUUUACUGGUAUACUUUACCUUGGAAAGAUGGCCGUCCAUCAAAUGAGUUUUCAGGAUGCACCUAAUGAAGCGUCUUACAGAAGCGCAUGUAAUUGCCUCGUGAGGACAGGCCUGAACAAACUUUUGAAUUGCCCAAAGCAAUAGGAAUGUCGUAAAUAGCAGAAUAAAAGUUCAUUUAAAUCACCUUAAAUAAUUGAUUGUUGAUGGG
Molecule: messenger RNA, 979 nt
Organism: Schizosaccharomyces japonicus yFS275
Lineage: Eukaryota; Fungi; Ascomycota; Schizosaccharomycetes; Schizosaccharomycetales; Schizosaccharomycetaceae
Exons: 3
Coding region: 187-915 (242 amino acids)
Molecular function (GO): RNA binding
Source: RefSeq, a predicted model, not a curated record